UGAUGGUUUGUCCUCAGUCUCAGCCUCAGCUUUCCACAACUCUUCAAGUCUUUAUUUCCGUAAAAACUCGAUCGUUACCAUUACAAAAAUGACGUGCCAAGUGGUCCUCCGCAUCGAGUUAGAACAACUGACUUACACAAGCCCAGAAAUCGAAUUGAAAUACAGAGUGUUCCAAAUCUAUGGCCAGAAGCACGUGACACUGCAAAAUCCAAACCUACACCCCGAACCCAUGAGCGAAAUAUUCGUUGCAAAAAUUCCACGAAACAUCGCCAUCGAGAACCUCUUCAAAUUCUUCGCACAAUGCGGCGAGAUCUACCAAAUGCGACUCCUGAUGGACUUCAGUGGCUCGAACAGAGGCAAGUGUUUCGUGCAAUAUAUGCAUACGAAAGCCAGUCGCGAAGCUAUUUGCUGUCUACAUGACGAAGUCAUCGAGAGUGGUCAUAGGAUCGUUGUUAAAAUGUCUCUGAAUAAUAACCAACUGUUUCUGAGAUCAAUCCCGGAGACCAUCCCCGAGGAGGAUAUUAGACAACAUAUCGUUAGUACUAUAGGCGAAGGCUUGACAAACGUUUUGAUGAAGAAGUCAAGGGCACCUGACCGAUAUUACUGCUUUUGUACGUAUAGGGAUCAUCAAUUUGCAAUCAUGGCGCACAAGAAGUCGUGGCCCUUUCUUAGAAUCGGAAACAAUUUGAUUGAUGUUCAUUGGGCUAUUCCUGAACUAUUGCGAUACCAUACAUGUCUUUAUUUCACGAACUUCAAUACCGACAUUACAAAGAAAGAAUUUUUUGAAGCGAUUGUUAAACUUAUCGAUGUAAAAACAUUGAUACAAUUUCGUAUUUACGAUAAGUGCGGAUUCAUAACUUUUAACAAUGCAGACUCCAUGAAAAAAGCUGAAGAACUCUUAAAAAAUUUAACUAUUGGAAAAAAGAAAAUAAAAUUUAGUAGACGGCCUUUUAAAGCGAAUCGGUCUGGUCACUCUAAAAACACUAUUCACAAUACAGCACCCCCCACGUAUCAAUUUUUCUCUGGGGAGCCACCAGUGUCAUCAUUUCCAGUAAAUGUGUCUUUUUGUAUGCCUCCUAUGUCGACUGUUCCGCCAACUUAUAAUGCCCCUUAUAUUCAUUACUGGAAGUCAUGUUGGAUACCCGAUAUGUUCAAAGCUAAAUACUUUUACAGUACUUGAAAAAUAGUGAAGUGCAUUUUAUUUAAUCUUUUAUACAAAGUGGAAAAAUGUAAUUUUACCCUUAUCAUAUGCCGCUUGAACUCUAAAACAUUUUUACUUCUGCCUGAAAAGACA
Tribolium madens (black flour beetle) is the source of this 1294-nucleotide messenger RNA. RefSeq names its product RNA-binding protein 47-like. The coding region runs from base 89 to 1180 and encodes 363 amino acids. Gene Ontology annotation, molecular function: mRNA binding. The transcript is spliced from 6 exons. Gene Ontology annotation, cellular component: nucleus. The record is from RefSeq and is a predicted model, not a curated record. NCBI's taxonomy places the organism in Eukaryota, Metazoa, Arthropoda, Insecta, Coleoptera, Tenebrionidae.